Molecule: messenger RNA, 735 nt
Organism: Trichoderma virens Gv29-8
Lineage: Eukaryota; Fungi; Ascomycota; Sordariomycetes; Hypocreales; Hypocreaceae
Exons: 4
Coding region: 1-735 (244 amino acids)
Source: RefSeq, a predicted model, not a curated record
AUGGGUUCUCAGCAAAUAACCCUGUUUGACUUGCCUAGUAAGGAGCCUUGCUCUUCGUGGUCUUUGAACCCGUGGAAGACACGUUUGCUUCUGAAUUACAAGGGCCUUGAUUACAAGACAGAAUGGCUCAAUUAUCCAGAGAUUGCGCCUAGAAUCAGGCCACACCUCCCACCCAACGAAAAGGGCAGAGCGUAUUCCAUCCCCACAAUCCAGUUCCCAGAUGGAAUAUAUGUCAUGGACUCGAGAAAAAUUGCAGAGGCCAUCGAACAGAGACACCCAUCUCCCUCUGUCUACCUGGAUUCUCCCACAGUCCAAAGAAUAGAGCAUCUCGUCCUGCACUCCAUCAAGCCCAUCUACCCCAUCCUCAUGUACAAAAUCUCACAGGUCAUCCUCAGCGAAAAGAGCUACGAUUACUGGGUCAGCCAGUACACUAAGGAGUUAGGCAUGCCCCUCGAUGAAUAUGAGAGCCAAUUCGGCGGCGAGAAAGCCUGGGCGGCGGCCCUGCCGGCCAUGAGUGAGCUGACGGCCAUCUUGAAGGAGAGACAAGCUGAGGGGCCUUUUUUCUUGGGCAAGGACGUGAGUUACGCGGAUUUCGUGUGGCUGGGGGGAUUGGUCUUUGUGAAGCGUACCGAUGAGGGGGUGUUUCAAGAGUUGUUGGAUAGGACGGGGGAUAGAGCCGCGCAUGAGAGGCUUUUUGAAGCAUGUGCGCCUUGGCUGAAGAGAGACGAUUACUGA